GAACUGUUGAAGAAUCCGACAUGCUAGCAUCUUGACUACCAACUUACACAGUAACUAACUUACCAAGUGCACCGCCCUCAAAAGAUGCGCCUGUCAGGCUGUCACUGCUGUCAGACUGCUGUCACAGCGAUCCGGUUCGAGCCGCUUGCUACAUACAGAUUUAAGGCUGAGCCCGAAACUUUCUCAGAACCGCUCAAAAGGAACCAAAAUGCUCAUCAAGCUUAACUAUAUCGUGUUCCUGAGCUUGAACCACUGCAAUAUGCGGAGGACUUGUUUCUUCAGAUUACGCCUCUUUCUCUCAUCAAGCUGGCAUCAACCAACAAGAAUGGUUCCAAUCUCAAUUCCCAUUUUUCAACCCGGCCCGGGGACGAGAAUCUCUCAUGGCUCUGCGGUUCCUCCAAGGUGCUGACUCUCCUUUCUCCAUUCAAUCUUCCAAUCCCCUACCCCCCUCUACAAUAGAGUUAUCCCCAUCCCCGCACUCGCUAGGUUCCUCACUGCGAUUUGCAAGUCUACAAGCUACCAGUUACUCCGCCACGGGCAUUGAGGAUAGCUUCGCAUCGCACCUGUGCCGUGCGGAGCUUAUUACUGGCUCCUCCUAUGUUCUCGGCCCUUUGCUUCUCGACGCUUCUAAGGAUUCGAUCUAGAUACUGGCACACAGGAGGUGGGGUACAAAGACGCCGACAUGGGCGCAGGUUGGUUGGUAUAUUUAUGUAGCCUCAGUACCGGAAAAAGAAGUCGAUAUUGGUGGAUUUGCGUUUAAUAUUUCCCUUACAAGAUUCUCACCCUGAUGCUAUGCUGGACAAAAGCAUAUAUAUGUAUGGUGCCGCUGCCAGUGUGGAAAACUUGUAACAUGUUCUGCGGUUUGAUUAGAGCUCUGUGUUUAGGUGGUUGAGCCCUGCUUGGCCGUUAUUAUCAUCUCCUGGCCUCCCUCUGGGCCUGCGUUCAAAAAUUCCAGAGUAUAGAUUUUUCCAGACAGCAGUGUCAUCGCUUCCUACCUACCCCCCGCCCAACCAGCUUCUGUUUAGGUUUUCUCUGUUUGUGCUUUGUGGCCCAUGAUUCCUAUGAGAGGGGGGUUUCUUCUACACAAUCCUCUGAUCCUCAAGUAGAGAUGCUCCCCUGAUUAA
Molecule: messenger RNA, 1124 nt
Organism: Blastomyces gilchristii SLH14081
Lineage: Eukaryota; Fungi; Ascomycota; Eurotiomycetes; Onygenales; Ajellomycetaceae
Exons: 3
Coding region: 381-644 (87 amino acids)
Source: RefSeq, a predicted model, not a curated record